This is a messenger RNA of Girardinichthys multiradiatus, 4040 nucleotides long. It is a transcript of the gene tbc1d13, whose product is annotated as TBC1 domain family, member 13. Gene Ontology annotation, biological process: activation of GTPase activity; intracellular protein transport. Lineage: Eukaryota; Metazoa; Chordata; Actinopteri; Cyprinodontiformes; Goodeidae. The transcript has 12 exons. Bases 136 to 1338 code for a protein of 400 amino acids. Gene Ontology annotation, molecular function: GTPase activator activity. The record is from RefSeq and is a predicted model, not a curated record.
GCCCUCCGUAGUUUUUAGUGCCGCCUGCUGGCUGUGAAGGCGGAAGUUCCAGCAGGCUCACCUCCUUCUGUCCAAUAAUUCAUUCCCGUUUUUUGGAAAAAAGGUGAAAAGGAAUACAGAUUUAUCUGCCCAGACAUGUCUACUGCCUACAAGAACAGAAUCCAGGAGUUUAAAUCAGCGUUGGGGGAGGAGAACAUCAACCUGACGACCCUCAGGGAGCUGAGCUUCAGCGGAAUCCCUCACGAAGAAGGAAUCCGCUCGCUGUGCUGGAAGAUUCUGCUCAACUACCUGCCGGUCGAUCAAACAUUAUGGGAGUCUUUCCUCAAAAAGCAAAGGGACGUCUACUCUCAGUUCCUCAGAGAAAUGAUCAUCCAGCCCGGCAUCGCCAAGGCCAACCUGGGCCUGUCCAGAGCAGAUGUAACGUUGGAGGACCAUCCUCUGAAUCCAAACCCAGACAGCAGGUGGAACAACUACUUCAAAGACAACGAGAUCUUGCUGCAGAUCGAUAAGGAUGUGAGGCGGCUGUAUCCCGACAUGGCGUUCUUCCAGCGGCCCACGGAGUAUCCCUGCCAGCUGAUCCUGGACCCUCAGAACGACUACGAGACGCUGCGUCGACGGGUGGAGCAGACCACUCUGAAAGCCCAAACGGUCAAUCGGAACCGCAGCGGGGUCACAAACGUCAGCUCUCCUGGGAGAGCUCUGAACCUGUAUCCAUCUAACGAGUACGAGGUGCUUCCUAACGGCAGUGAAGCUCAUUGGGAGGUGGUGGAGCGGAUCCUCUUCAUCUACGCCAAACUCAACCCCGGGAUCGCCUACGUCCAGGGAAUGAACGAGAUCGUCGGGCCCAUUUACUACACGUUCGCCACGGACCCCAGCAGCCAAUGGAAAGAGCACGCCGAGGCCGACACAUUCUUCUGUUUCACCAACCUGAUGUCGGAGAACCGGGACAACUUCAUCAAGAGCCUCGACGACUCCCAGUGCGGCAUCACCUGUAAGAUGGAGAGCGUCUACUCCAUGCUGAAGGAGAAGGACCUGGAGCUGCACCUCAAGCUGGAAGAACAGAACAUCAAGCCUCAGUACUUCACCUUCCGCUGGCUCACCCUGCUGUUAUCCCAGGAAUUCCUCCUGCCGGACGUCAUCCGGAUCUGGGACACCCUGUUCUCUGACAAGGACCGGUUCCACUUCCUGCUCCUGGUCUGCUGUGCCAUGCUCAUACUCAUCAGGGACAACUUACUGUCUGGAGAUUUCACCACCAACAUGAGGUUACUGCAGGAUUAUCCCAUCUCAGACGUCCACACCAUUCUGACCAAGGCCAAAGAGCUGCAGGAGAACUGCUAACCAGAUGUCCUCCUGCUGAUGUGUGGUAGGUGGAGUCCAAACAUUUCUCAUGGACGGACACUGAAGAGCCUGGAUUAUUCUGUGGGAACAUGCAGGUUCAACCUAGGAGGAAACAUCUGGGAGAAGGAGACGUCUCAGGUCUUCCUCCUUCUCGUCUCGCAGCCGUUUUUCCUUCAGACACAUGAAGUGAUCAGAAAAUGAUGCUUUUAUUGAUCAUCUGGGGGAGAAGGAACCCCAGAUGAUCCAACACUACAGACUGGAUUGUCAGGAGGACACCUGCAGAUCUGAUGUUUGAUCAGAACAUCUGAGAUCUGCUUUUAAUGUUUAAUGUCAAACAUUCGGGCCUUUUCUGUUUAUGAAGCAGCGUUCCUGAGAACUAGGAAGCAAUGAUCUCCACAUGUUUGGUGUUUUAUCUUCAGCUUCUCUUCAGUGAUCCAACAGAGAGCUCCUCAGCAUGGUGUCACAUCGCAGUGAGAACGUCGUGAUCUGGUUCUUGAAUUAACCAGAAUUUAAAUGGACUGCUGGUUCAGCAGUCAACUACAGUUCUUCAGAACCAUUCUCCUUGGUUUGGACUUCAGUAGGAAAUGUUUUAUUAUCUGAUGAGACGUGAUGGAGCUCCACGCUGCCCUGGUUCCUCGCCUUAAACCUGAGUUUCCAUGGAAGGUUGACGGUUCUCGGUGCAGACCAACAUCUGCACAACUUUGCCUGUUUUAUCUGCUGCAGUAUUGUGCAAAAGUUUUAAACCUGCCUCUCAGUACUUCCUGUUUUCCUUCCUGUGAUCCAGACGUUCCUGAAAUCUUUUCCACUCAGUUUCAGUCCAGACUUUGAUCUUUAGAAGAAUCAUACCUAGAAGAUGAUGUUCUCCAGUAGGUAAACAGUGUUUGAAAGUCAUGUCUAGAACCCGUCCUCCUGGAGAAGCUUUCCAUCAUCUAUCAGAACAUUCCAACUUGGAUCUGGGACUGACGUCUACUUUAGGUCGAGUUUAUUUUUGUUUUACGUCAGAAAAUAAGUGGCUACGUGUUGUGGUGCUGACUACUGUUGGCUAUACUAGGUUUUAAUAAGGUGGUUCUGAACAACCUGUGAACCCAAACUGUAAAACAUUUUAAAUAUGGUGGAUCUCUGUGAACCGUCUUCUCCGGGUCGAGGCAACAUCGCUGCCUUCAUGCUUGGAGUUUAGAGGAUUCUUUCUGAAAUGAUUUAAGGUCUGAGUUUAAACAUUUCUCUUGAAAUGGACCGGUACUGGACUGAAACUGGGUGAAAAGGAAGCCGGAGUCAUAGGUAAAUUGCUCUGGGUCACAAGUUCUCCGGGUUUAAGGGUCUUAUAAUGAUUUACAGGAACCAUCUGGAUCUUGGGAAUGAACUUAGAAGGAAAUGAGGGGGUUUGGUUUUGGAUCGGCUGUUUAAAAAGAUCCGAUCUCGUUAAAAUUGCUUUAAAUCCUAAGAUGAUUUUUGUUAAAUCCUGAAACAAAAUCAAAGCAACAAACAUCUUUUUGCCAAAGUGAUUUUAUUAGUAAAAGUCAGUGUUUGUUUUCAGCUCGAAGCUCCUCCUCCUCAGUAACUUCAAGGGUUUUAUUGUUUUCUGACACUAAACUGCAUCAUCAGACUUUCAGCUGAAACUUUAACAGGUUCAUUUCCUCUCGACCUCAUCAUGAAGGAUCAUCUAAAGCUCUUCAGACAUGAUGCAUCACUUUGAGACAUUUACAGUCGAUUAGCGGAUAUGUUCCUGAGCCAGAUCCUACAGAAUUCUGGAUAUUUUCCAUGUUCUGCUGCAGGUUCUCCAGAACACCUGCAGGAUCAUGUUGGUUUAAGUGCAAUCUAAGUCUUAGCCACUAGAUGGCUCCACUUAAGCAGAAGUCUUUAUCAUCUUUAAACCAGAACGGCCUGUUCUGGUUUAAAGAUGAUGAACAUCUGGACCUCUGAGAUGAUUCUGUCCUGGAGUUUCUGGACGGUCGGCCCUGUAGGACCAAGUUUUAGAUCCGAUGAAGAGUGAUGACAUCCUGACCUUCAUCCUGUCAACUAAAACCACUGAAGUCAUGUUGGGAAAACCUCUUAAUGAAUGUCGGUUAAUUUCUGAUGAACAUCUAAAGUUAUUAGAGCCUUUUGGAUCAGAACAAAUGAACUGUACAGAUGUGGAAACCAGAAUCAGUGCUGGUUCUGUCAUUCAGCUGUGAUCCAAACACAAAUGACUCCAGUUCUGUUUGUUUCUGGUACCGUUUGCAGGAACUGUUGCCUGUUUGUUGCAGAAAUGAAGAAAUGUGUAACAUUUUCCUUCAUGAUGGCUUUUUGUGUUGGGGAAACAGAACCAUUUACUGUUGGACCUGAGCUGCAAUCAGAACUUUCUGCAGCGAUCAUUAAAACCCUCUGAGCCAGAUUUUCUGCUCAUGGUUAAUUAAAAUGUUCCACAGUCAGACCAAAACAGACACAUUGAAGGUAUUUGGUUUUGUGGCCUUUAUGUUUAUUAUUUUGUCAAAGUCGGCAGACAGGAAGUGGGAAGGAGAGAGGGAAGACAUGCAGCAGAGGCCUCCGGGUCGGGACUCGAACCCGGGGCGAUAGGUCGCGCUACAGCAUGCACCGCGUCCUAUACUGAAGGUAUUUCUAAUAUUAUUUUACCGUUUUUAUUUUGAAGGACUUUUAUCAGUUUGAGUAUUUAUUUCUCUCCUGACGGCUUUCUGCGUUUGUUAAAUAAAACUUUUUGUCUCUUA